Molecule: messenger RNA, 632 nt
Organism: Daphnia pulicaria
Lineage: Eukaryota; Metazoa; Arthropoda; Branchiopoda; Diplostraca; Daphniidae
Exons: 4
Coding region: 73-582 (169 amino acids)
Source: RefSeq, a predicted model, not a curated record
CCUGUUUACUCCCGCAGUUCAGUCAACGUGUUGUUGUGCUCAUCAUCACAUCCGCCAGUGUGGCGAUGAGAAAUGUACCGGAAAUUAUUGGCAACCGCUAGCAUCUUGAUCGGACUUUUAUCCAUCAGUGCCCAGAUUGCAAGUUAUGCCGUCACUCGCCAGGUGGUUGAUUACGUCUCUUCGGGAUUAUGGGGCGGGGCUGUGAUGAUAGCAGCCGCCACUUUGAUUAUACUAGACAGACCCGGCAAGGAUCUUUGGAUACUGAUACUUACCUGUCUGUCAAUUGCCAGCGGCUUAAUUAUGUUGGUCAUUUACUCCUGGAAUUUGAAUCGAUUCUUCAAAGUUUACACGACGUGGGAAAUUUGCGAAUUUUACGCACCCGGUCUCCUCAUCGAUCCUGAGUCGUGUAAAGCCCUGGUGACUCUGCAUGGACUGAUGAUAGCCCUCGGCUCUUUUGCCAUCAUCGUCAACUCGGCUAUUCUCUACUCCACCUGUCGCCGGCCAAUCAACAGGUCCAAACCGACUUACUUCUACAAAUCGGAUCCAUUGGCUCCACCUAGAACGCGCAGCACAUUAAUUUAAAAUUUAAUUCCUUAAUCCUUACCUUAUUAAUAAAAAAUCACUUCCUGAAA